UGUGUGUGUGAGACAGAGUGUCCAGAGCGGCGCGUAACGCUGAGACGCCCGGUGAGCAGCUCGGUUUAUUUUUGGGUCAGAGACAGUGUGUCAAUGGCCGCAGAUGCGUCGGAAAGGAAGGCUCUGAGAUACAAGCAGACCCUGCUCUAUGGGGAGUACCAAGAGCACCAAGGAGGCUCGGGGAGACGGGAGGCCACGCGCCUGCUGACCGAGAGACAGAUCAAGAAGCAUGGCAAUCACCACCACGGCCACGGGAAGACGCGGCACGGGCGCGGUCGCCAUGGCCACCAGCAUGACCAUCACGGCAGGCAGAGGGCUAAGUAUCAGUCCAACAUGGAGGCGGAGCAAAGCGAUGAGCAGACGCCCGACCGAGACUUCACCUCUUCUUUGAAGAAGAAGGGCUCCUACGUCAAGUGCAGAGACUGCGUAGCGAGGGUGCAGAGAUUCCUUGUGACCAGGCUGGGAGAGGACUGGAUCUUCCUGGUUCUGCUGGGCAUCACGAUGGCGUUGGUCAGCUGGACGAUGGACUACGCCAGCGCAAAGAGCUUGCAAGCCUAUAAAUGGAUUCAUGGAGAGCUGAGGGAGAACAUCCCUUUGCAGUUCUUGGCCUGGGUUUCCUAUCCUCUUCUAUUUAUCCUGUUCUCCUCCCUCUUCUGUCACCUGGUUGCUCCUCAGGCUAUUGGUUCUGGUAUCCCAGAGCUGAAGACCAUCCUGAGAGGGGUGGUGCUGAAGGAGUAUCUGACUCUCAGAGCGUUUGUGGCCAAAGUCAUCGGCCUCACUGCUGCACUGGGUAGUGGCAUGCCCGUAGGAAAAGAGGGCCCUUUUGUUCACAUUGCCAGCAUCUGUGCCGCCGUCACCAGCCGCUUCAUGUCCUUCUUUUCCGGAGCUUAUCAGAAUCCAUACUGUUACACAGACAUACUGACAGUGGGCUGUGCAGUUGGGGUGGGUUGCUGCUUUGGUACUCCGCUCGGAGGUGUGCUCUUCAGCAUAGAGGUGACAUCCACGUACUUUGCGGUGCGGAACUACUGGAGAGGCUACUUUGCUGCUACAUUUAGCGCCUUCAUCUUUAGAGUGCUCUCCGUGUUUAACAAAGACGCAGUAACCAUCACAGCUUUAUUCAGGACAAACUUUCGUAUGGAUUUCCCUUUUGACCUGCAGGAGCUGCCAGCAUUCGCCAUCAUUGGGAUCUCCUGUGGAUUUCUGGGGGCGUUCUUUGUCUAUCUCAAUAGACAAGUGGUGCUGUUCAUGAGACGGCCGAACGCAAUGACCCGCUUCCUGAUUAAACACCGCUUGAUAUUUCCUGCUGUGGUAACUCUGGUCAUUGCCACUUUGACCUUCCCACCAGGUUUUGGACAGUUCAUGGCAGGAGAGCUGAUGCCCAGAGAGUGCAUCAACUCGUUGUUUGAUAACUUCACGUGGACAAAGCUUUCGGCAUCUGCCCCCCCCGUUGGUCUGGGCCGCUCCGCCGCCUGGCUGCACGCUGAUGUCAGCGUCUUCGUCAUCCUGCUGCUCUUCUUCAUCAUGAAGUUCUGGAUGUCUGCAGUGGCCACCACCAUGCCCAUUCCUUCUGGAGCGUUCAUGCCGGUCUUCAUACUUGGCGCUGCAUUUGGGAGGCUGGUUGGGGAAGUCAUGGCCACCCUGUUUCCUCAUGGGAUUGUAUUUGAUGGCAUUCUGUACCGGAUCAUCCCUGGAGGGUACGCAGUCAUUGGAGCGGCGGCGCUGACAGGCGCUGUGACUCACACGGUGUCCACGGCGGUUAUCUGCUUUGAGCUGACAGGCCAGAUCUCACAUAUCCUGCCCAUGAUGGUGGCUGUAAUCCUGGCCAACAUGGUGGCCCAGGGCCUUCAGCCCUCCCUGUAUGACUCAAUCAUCCAGGUCAAAAAGCUGCCAUAUCUGCCAGAGCUUGGCUUUGGACACAUGAGAGAAGUCAAACACCUGCUGGACUCCUCUUUGCUCAAAAGUAUCCCCCUGGUGGACUCCAAAGACUCGAUGAUCCUGCUGGGAAGCAUUGACCGGCUGGAGCUCCUGGCCCUCUGUGAUUGGUGGCUGUCGCCAGAAAGAAGGCUCCUGAUGCAGGGUCGCAGCCUGCAGGAGCCAAACCAGAGUCACAGGCAAAGCUGGGAGUCUCUCGCCUUCGUGGAUGAAGAAGAGGAGGAGGAGGAGGAGGAGGAGGAGGAGGAGGACGGAGAGAAGGGCAGUCCAGUUCAGGAGGAGAGAAAUGGCCCCCUGCCCCCCCCGAAACCUCAGGAGCCUUCAUCAAACCAUACUUCCUCUGUUCCUGAAAAGGCUCCCCUGCAGACAGUGAGGAAAACUCUCAGGAAUCUCUUCAUCUCCAAGAGCAGAUCAUCAGAGAAAGAGUCCCAGGAGCCCUGCCCUCCUCCUAUGUCAGACACCAUGACUCCAGACGAGAUUAAAGCGUGGGAACAGGCAGAGAUGGACAAGCCGAUGGAAAUAGAUGAGAUACGAGUUGACCCUUCCCCUUUCCAGCUGGUGGAGAGAACAUCAUUACACAAGCGUGAUUUCAUUUUCAUGGUAACACUCAGAAUACUGAGCUCAGUCAUGUGCAAAAGAGGUCUUGUGAUUGAGACCCACACUUUAUUUUCUCUGCUUGGCCUCAGCCACGCUUACGUGACAAGUAUUGGAAAACUUGUGGGGGUGGUGGCAUUGAAAGAGCUCCAAAAGGCCAUCGAGGGCUCCACGCGAUCCGGGGUCCGACUCCGCCCGCCUCUGGCCAGCUUCAGGGACAUCAGCAACCACAAAUCUGUCCCCAAACCUCCCCCUGCCUCUCCCGCGGCCCCUUCCUCUCCGACGUCCACCUCUCCGCCCUCGCCUCAGUUCUCCCCGGCGCCUCCCCCGCCCCCGCCCCCAGACAGCGGCCACCAGCACCACCCGCCCCAUCAUCAUCAUCAUCACCAUCAUCAUCAUCACCACGAGCAUGAAACGGAGGUGUGGAUCGAGGGGCUGACGAGGGAGGUGGAGGAGAGCAGCACGUCCGGCAGCCUCAGCAGCUCCACUCAGAAAAGUCGCAGCUACGGGAGCGACCUCACCCUCCCUCCCUCUUCAACUCCUCCCCCCGUUCCUCUCUCCACUCCCGCUCCCACUCCCACCGUCCCUCUUUCCACGCUGAGGCCUGCACAGGGACUCCAUGAGGAGAAUGAAGACAGUGAUGACGAGCCCAUGGUCUAGCCUACUACAGAUUUUUUCUUUUCUUUUUUAUAAUGGAAAACUUUUUUAAUAGUGGGAGCUUUUUUUCUUGUGUCUUUACAAUGCUCAUCGUGCCCGUGGACGUCCAUGGACCUCGUUUUUAUUGAGCUUUGACAGAUUUGUUUGAAUGUUAAACUGCAACCAAUGCCAAAUGCCUUAUGGCGACGCUACAGUCUGCAGGGUUAAAUCUGUGUGGCUGUUUUUAAGUCCAAUACAUUUCAGUGCAUGCAUCUCCAUGCACGUGAUAAGCUCACGUUGGCCUGAUAACCCACUCGAUCUGCAGCCAAGCUGAUCGGGAAGAAUUUUAACACAAACAUAAGAAGCCAAAGAGGAAGCACAUCGUGUGCUGCUCUUGUUUUGUUUGUAGCACUUCAUAUGAUAAU
Menidia menidia (Atlantic silverside) is the source of this 3587-nucleotide messenger RNA. The record is from the annotation of a GenBank genome assembly. Lineage: Eukaryota; Metazoa; Chordata; Actinopteri; Atheriniformes; Atherinopsidae.